Betta splendens (Siamese fighting fish) is the source of this 1245-nucleotide messenger RNA. Its product is annotated as serotonin N-acetyltransferase-like. Gene Ontology annotation, molecular function: aralkylamine N-acetyltransferase activity. The record is from RefSeq and is a predicted model, not a curated record. The coding region runs from base 176 to 853 and encodes 225 amino acids. The transcript has 4 exons. Gene Ontology annotation, cellular component: cytoplasm. Gene Ontology annotation, biological process: circadian rhythm; response to light stimulus. NCBI's taxonomy places the organism in Eukaryota, Metazoa, Chordata, Actinopteri, Anabantiformes, Osphronemidae.
UCACUUCAUAAUGAAGGUGAGUGAGGUGGAGCAGGACAAAGGGCAGCGAAGGAGAACGUCUCAGUUCACGCAGGCUCCCAAGAACAACUGGCAAACAGGGCCCAGCAAAGGCGACCCUGCUCAGCGGAGACCACACCGAACGCGUUAUCUCGGGUGAAAAGUGUGAAACCGUACGAUGUCCGUUGUGGGUGCGCAGCCUUUCAUCAAACCAAUGCAGCCAUCGCCAUCUGUUUCGCCUGGUAUCCAGAGGAGACACACGCUUCCCGCAAGCGAAGUCCGUCCGCUCAACACGCAAGAUGCCAUCAGCGUCUUUGAGAUCGAGCGUGAAGCAUUCAUCUCAGUGUCGGGUGAGUGUCCCCUGCACCUGGACGAGGUGCGCCACUUCCUCACGCUGUGUCCAGAGCUGUCCAUGGGCUGGUUUGAGGAGGGCCGGCUGGUGGCUUUCAUCAUUGGUUCUCUCUGGGACCAGGACAGGCUCACUACAGAAGCACUGACUCUGCAUAAGCCCCGUGGCUCCACGGUCCACAUCCACAUCCUGGCAGUCCACCGCACCUUCAGGCAGCAGGGCAAAGGUCCCAUCCUGAUGUGGCGCUACCUGCAGUACCUGCGCUGCCUGCCCAACGUGCGCCGAGCGGUGCUCAUGUGUGAAGACUUCCUCGUUCCCUUCUACCGCAAGUCGGGUUUCAAGGUUCUGGGGCGUUGCGCCAUCACCGUGGCCAACCUCACCUUCACAGAGAUGUGGUACCCCAUCAGCGGCCACGCCUACAUGAGGCGCAACAGCGAAGCCAUCCGCUUCCCUCAGCAGCCUCUCACUCUGCCAGUGACAAAGACUAACGAACAUGUUGACGUAUGACUUCUUUUCCCUAAGCUGUUGAAGCCCAUUGUCUUUACAGCACGUGUCCCAGUUGUAGAUUUACUCUAGUCUGGUGGUGUUUUGCUGUGUGAUAUAAAAGUCCUGGUUAGUGCUGUGGUUAACUCACCUCUAGGAGCAUGAGGGCAGUAGAGAUGUCACUUCUGUAGGUGGAGUUGAUGUUGUGCUGUGUAUUAACCUCCUGCUUAGCUUCCCACAUUAUGGACAGAUGUCGGCGAGUGCUUUCAGCGGCUCCGUCUGCUGGGAGACGAGUAAACGGUCAGAUUCAGAGAUGAAUCAAGGAUCAGAACCAGUGGCAGUAAACUCACCUGGAAACAGAGCAGCUGUUUGUGUCUGUGCAGUAAAAUGAUUUCAAUAAAAAAGUUUUGAUACUG